This is a messenger RNA of Microplitis demolitor, 1123 nucleotides long. Its product is annotated as hypodermin-B. NCBI's taxonomy places the organism in Eukaryota, Metazoa, Arthropoda, Insecta, Hymenoptera, Braconidae. Gene Ontology annotation, molecular function: serine-type endopeptidase activity. The record is from RefSeq and is a predicted model, not a curated record. Bases 67 to 924 code for a protein of 285 amino acids. Gene Ontology annotation, biological process: proteolysis. The transcript has 3 exons.
AUAUAACAUAUUGUCUAACAAUAUUUCUGUACAUUGGUCAGUAAAUUUAAUUAGUAAAUCAUCAAAAUGAACUUACAAGCUGUGUCAAUUUUUUUACUUACAAUAGCCACUGCUGUGACAUCAAAAAACCUAAAUUUCAUACUGAAUAACACACCGACAAUUGAAAAAAACCUACUGACUAUCGAAGAAGCUCCUUGGCAAGUCAGUAUUCAAACCCACGGUGUCCAUUUCUGCAGCGGAGCAAUACUAAAUGAAGAAUGGAUCAUUACAUCAGCACAAUGUAUCAUCGACAAUCUAGUUUCUACAUCAGUAAAAAUACACGCGGGCAGUUCAAAUCGUUAUUACAAUGGAUCUACUCACUCAAUAGUCAAACAAAUAAAACACGGAUCCUUUAAAUUUAAUGAAUGUAAAAUUCCAAUUUAUGAUAUCGGGUUAAUAAAAUUACAAGAUAAAUUAAUUUUAGACGAAACUCGUCAGCCGAUUAAAUUGAGCCGCGGUAAUUUAAUACCAGAUAAUAAACGGGUUGAUGUAACGGCUUGGAAUGAUUAUUUUAACGAUGACAGAUUUUCAGUUUACAUUGAGAAAAAUUAUUGGGACAUCAUUCCUGAAACUGAAUGUGGAAGUUAUUAUUAUUUUCUGAAUAGAAUUCCUCCUGGUGUCAUGUGUGGGGUUAAUGCUAAUAAUCUUAUAAAUAAUCCUUGCACUGUUAAUGAGGUUGGUUACCCCAUGGUCGUUAAUGGGUACUUAGUUGGUAUUAAAUCAUGGAAACCAGAUUGUUACAUUUUCCCUGAGGCGCCGGCUCUUUUUACAAAUAUUACUUCUCAUUUAGAUUGGAUUAAAAGUAACACUGGAAUAAAACCAAUGGAAAAUAAAUUACUGCCAAAGCAAACUGAAGAUAACUACUAUCAGGUCAUAAGAUUUUGACCCUAAAUUUGAAACAUGAAUAACUUGCGUUUAAAAAAUCGCUUUAGAAUGUGACAUAUAAGUAUAGUUCAAUAAAUUGAAGUCUCCCUGAUUUAAAAAAUUGAUUUACUCAAUGCCCCAUAUGAAAAUAUAUGAGUAUUUUUGGAACUUAAUCGAUUAAUUGUUGUAUGAAAUUGUAAUAAAAUUUUCCUGAAAGUUA